Molecule: messenger RNA, 917 nt
Organism: Panicum virgatum (switchgrass)
Lineage: Eukaryota; Viridiplantae; Streptophyta; Magnoliopsida; Poales; Poaceae
Product: FCS-Like Zinc finger 2-like
Exons: 2
Coding region: 291-566 (91 amino acids)
Source: RefSeq, a predicted model, not a curated record
CCUCGCGUUGCCUCCCCACCAAGCAUCACCACGCAUUCGACGCAGGCGCGCAGGGAAGCACGGGGGCAGGAAAAAGAGCACGAACUAUUUGCAGCGGCAGAGGCUGCUGGCGAGGAGGAAGACUCCCGAUCUCGCCGGAGUCGGCGGAGCGCACGCUCCCCUUUCCUUCGGCGUCGCCGUCGUCGAGCGGCCGCGCGUGUAGCCGCUGGGAUCGCUCGCUAGCCGGUGGCGCUCGGCGACCGACGCGGUAGGGGCCCGGGGAGACAGCCUGCGCGCGGGAGAAGAGAUCGAUGGGGGGAGCGGGGCACGGCGUGCAUUUCUUGGACGCGUGCUUCCUCUGCCGGAGGCCGCUCGCCGGCAACCGCGACAUCUUCAUGUACAGAGGGGACACGGCGUUCUGCAGCGACGAGUGCCGGAGCGCGCAGAUGGCGGCGGACGAGGCAGCGGAGAGGAAGGAGAGGGCCAGCGCCAAGGCGGUGGCGCAUGGGGCCCUGCCCGCCAGGGAAGCGGAAGGCCCGCAGGAGCGCAGCGGCAAGGUCCGGGCCGGGUCCAUCCUGGCCCUGUAACCAGAAACUUCUCUCGAAUCUAAGCACGGCAUUUUCUUUUCUUUUUUGCCCCCCUUCCUUUCCAUUCCAUGUAGGAGUAUUUCUCUACCUUUACGAAACGCACCACCGGAGGGUCGCCACCUUCAUGUACACGGACGGGUUUGUGUUUUUUGAUGAUGAAAACCCCUUGGGACCAUCCGGCUGUGUGUGGUGGUUGCUGUUUUUUUUUUUCCUUUUGGUGUGCUGGUUGCUUAGCUUGGUGAUCCAUGAUGUAUGCAUACUGCACCCACGUACCUUGUCAUGCAUGGAGGUAGUAGUAUUAUUGGUUAGUCUAACGAUGAGGAAAUAAUAAAGGUGGCUACUGCAGCACAA